AUGGUGUUUGUGGGUCUUGGCGUUUUCACAAUAGUCUGUGAGACAAUAUUUAUGAUUGCCUUUGCUGUAAUGAAGGAUGAUUUCAUGGAAAUGACAAAACAACGCGUCGAAGAUACCUGGCAGCAGGAGUUAGUGAAACCUGGCUCUAUGUUGGAUGUGCAAAUACAAUACGAAUGCUGUGGCCUAAAAGGUCAACAGGACUACUUAGAUAAGGGUGAUAAACUGCCUUCCAGUUGCUGUUAUUUGGGCGACUGUUCCGAUAGUGAUAAUAUAUUUCCUAAAGGCUGUGAAGUGAUGUCAAUCAAAUUCAUCGACUCUCAGAGUGACAAUUUAAUAUUAUCUUUGGUUGGCCUAGUGGCUUUCGAGGCCCUUGGCAUUAUAUCGGCUUACUAUUUGGGAAAAGCUGUACAGACACGCGGUGUUAAAUCGGAGCAGGCUGUUAUGGAAUAAACUUUGUUAUCGCGAUCGAUGCAAAUCUUGUUGAAACUUAAAAUUGUUAUCAUAAUUUUUACGUUAAGAAGAGUAAAUUGUCUCAUUGUAAGAGACCUGUAGUUUCCAAGGUUUAUAGAUUCAAUUCUUAAUUAUGUUUCAAAGUUUAUAAAAUACAAUUUUUUAAUACUACUAUUA
Musca vetustissima is the source of this 627-nucleotide messenger RNA. RefSeq lists its product as uncharacterized. The record is from RefSeq and is a predicted model, not a curated record. NCBI's taxonomy places the organism in Eukaryota, Metazoa, Arthropoda, Insecta, Diptera, Muscidae. The transcript has 4 exons. The coding region runs from base 1 to 450 and encodes 149 amino acids. Gene Ontology annotation, cellular component: membrane.